CCCUCCCAUCCCACAGAACCCAAGCGCGCGGCCGUCAAUGGCACUGAGUAGUGCACGUAACCUAUCUCUAACAUGUAGCUAGAAACGCUAACACGGCUCGAAAUUCAACUCAGAUAACAAACUCUGGUCGCACUUGUUUUUUCGUUGAGCCGAAGUGAAAAUGCGUAUCAAAGAUGUUCGUUACAGCUCGUAAUCCAAGCCGAGAACCGUUGAGGGCAGAACUGACCGUGUGAAUUUAACCGCAUUAGCUAGCCAGCUAGCUGGGUUUACCUUUAGCUCCUGUAGUCGAGACGAGCUAAUAUCACCAACGUUCAAAAUAUCGAUGUUCAGCGAGUGUGUUCUCGAUCAUAAAGGCACAUUUGACGGCCGCCUGGAACGUGGCGUCUUCUGGAGAGGACAUUUCAAUCAGAGAAACACGGUGGCCUGAGCCAUGGGGGCGUUUUUAGACAAACCCAAAACAGAGAAGCAUAAUGCCCAUGGAGAGGGGAACGGCCUGCGUUUUGGCCUCAGCAGCAUGCAGGGAUGGAGGGUGGAGAUGGAGGAUGCGCACACUGCAGCUGUAGGUCUGCCACACGGUCUGGACGACUGGUCCUUCUUUGCAGUCUACGACGGUCACGCUGGUUCACGUGUUGCUAACUACUGCUCUAAACACCUGUUGGAACAUAUCGUCGCCGCGGGGUCGGCAGAUGAACUGCGGAAGGCCGGCGCUCCGGCGCCUGAGACUCCAGCCAUAGACGCGGUCAAGAGGGGCAUCCGCGCUGGCUUCUUGAGGAUCGACGAGCACAUGCGCAGUUUCACAGACCUGCGGAACGGCAUGGACCGCAGCGGCUCCACAGCGGUGGCUGUGCUACUCUCUCCGGAACAUCUUUACUUCAUUAAUUGCGGGGACUCUCGUGCCCUUCUCUGCCGCAACGCGCACGUCUGCUUCUCCACACUGGACCAUAAACCCUGCGAUCCACGGGAGAAGGAGCGUAUACAGAAUGCAGGUGGCUCUGUGAUGAUCCAGAGGGUUAACGGAUCGCUGGCUGUAUCCCGAGCACUGGGUGACUAUGACUACAAAUGUGUAGAGGGCAAGGGUCCCACAGAGCAGCUUGUGUCUCCGGAGCCUGAAGUAUUCGAGAUUGCUCGGUCAGAUGCGGAGGAUGAAUUUGUAGUGCUGGCGUGUGAUGGUAUCUGGGAUGUGAUGAGCAACGAGGAGCUUUGUGCCUUUGUGCGAUCGAGGCUGGAGGUGACGGACGACCUGGAGAGAGUGUGCAAUGAGGUUGUGGAUACUUGUCUACACAAGGGAAGUCGAGAUAAUAUGAGUGUUGUAUUAGUCUGUUUGCCAAAUGCACCCCAGGUGUCAGAGGAGGCGGUAAAGAGAGAUGCCGAGUUGGACAAGUACCUUGAAUCGCGUGUGGAAGAGCUCAUAGAGAAAGCAGGGGAAGAAGGUGUGCCUGAGCUGGUGCAUGUCAUGAGCACCCUGUCCCAGGAAAGCAUCCCUAAUCUCCCACCAGGGGGCGGCCUUGCCAGCAAGCACAGUGUUAUUGAAGCAGUGUAUAACCGGUUGAACCCCCAAAGAGAAGAGGAUGGUCCCACCUGUUUCAUUUGAGUGGUGCUGACCUUGAGGACCCGUGGUAGUCGUCCCACCUGAGAGAAGAGCCCCUUUUCUACACAAGACAUCAGUCAUGUUUCUUUUGUUCCAGUGAAACCAAGAGAUUCAACGGACAGUCUUUCAAGAGUCACAACACAAUGGAAACACAGUACAACCAAAAGCAUUACAAACACUUUUUUUCUAAUACAUGAGGGAAAGAAUGGAGUUCCAGUUUUUAAAAAAAAAAAAAAAACUCAAACACAAAAAUAACAAAAUACACAUCAUACAAUAAACUGUUUUUCUCACUUUUUUUGUGGUGGCUGUGGGUGUUAAUUUUGAAACCAAGGAUGUUUUGCGGGAUGGACCCAUGUACGUGCUGUGGUGCCUUUUCCAGUCGGCUGCAAAUUCGAGUGAGGUUUGCUAAUGCCAGAUGCCCCAAGUCCAGGAUACAAUUGAUAAACUUGGCUAUGUGAGACCACUGCAGCCCCUGGUAUGGGGUUAUGGAUCAUCACUGGGUUUAAUUGAGGAUAUAUUUGACUGAUGAAUGUGUGUGGAACAUGUUUUAAAGAAUUGCUUCAUUACUACAUAACCUGCGUGGAAAGGAUUGAAGCUUUUUGACUUUUUGCACCUUCCCUUCCCUCCUCAUGAGCGCUGACUGACCUGUAGGUAGAACCUCGGACUUGACUCUGCUUCGUUUUGCAGGUUAUCAUUUGAUUGCUUUUUAAUCCUGCUGUUUCAGAGAAUAUAGAAUAUAUAGAGGUAAAUAUAUAUAAAUUCAUAUAUAUUUUUUAUUUUUCCCAAGUUUGAUGUCUUUGUCGCUUAUUGUGUGAAGCAAUAGAGUUAUGUUGGUGGCAGCCGAUGAGCGUGCCACAUUGUGUGAAAUUAGACACACUGAGAUUGUUAAUGUACUUGUGUAACCCAGGAACUGUGGGUGAUGUUGGAUAAAAGGGAUUGCAACUGCCCACCAAAGCCACGCAGCUUUUCUCAGCUCCCCCUUUGUAUUAUAUCUCAGUCUUCUGUCCUUAUCAACCCUCACUUUAGAAUGCAGAUGUGAACUUACAGCAACCUGCCUUUUUUCUUCUUUUUUCCUUCAGAGUAUAUUGUAAAGUGGUGUUUUUUUUUGUUUGUUUUUUUUGGUUAGCUGAACAUGAAAAUACUAGCUUUGUGAUGAAUUCACAGAUUAUGUUCUGAUUCAUCAUACAAGUGUAAUGUUGGUUUUGCUCAAAUAUAUUUUCAGCAGUCCAUGGACAACAGUACUCAUUGGCCUCAGAACUUGAAAGGUGAUAUUGAGCAGAACAAUAAAGCUACAGGAAAAAGCAGUCUUGCUCCUUAUGUUUAAUCACAGUGGGAAAGGCCUAAUGGCUGAGACACAACACUUUGAGUUAACAGUAAGCAGUAGUUCCAUGUUCCAAGAGAUUGGCAUGGAAAAGCAACCAACUGCAGGUUUCUUUGUUUUUGUGUGCGCUUUCGAUAGCGCAAUAAUAAACUAGUAUGGAAAGAAAUUAUUUCAAAUAUUGGUGUUCUCAGUGAAAGGUUGUACAUAAAACAAAAAGGGAAAUAUGUUUAGAUGUUGUGAUCUGUAAUUCUGAGUUAUGAUUGAACAAAGAUUAAUAUACAGUGUUGAUCUAUUUAACAUAAUACUAAGUGCCACAAACAAACCUGAGAAUAUUUCAAAGAUUUGAUGUCUUUUACCCCGGAAAACUUUAGCAAAUCUAGUGUUUACUCAUUGUAUCAACUUUGCCAGGCGAUCUUAAAACAAAUGUUGUAUUCGAGCUUAUCAGAUUGAGAAAGUUCUUUUAAGUUUUGUGUAGAAUGGGCAUCAGAUGGUCAGGUAUGUGGCCAUGCCACCUAAGGCUGAGGCUAAGAUAUAUUAUGGCUAAUAACAAGUGCUAUGCUAUCUAGGGUUUCAUGAAAGCCUGUUUUAAAUAUCGCAGAACAAGUUUAUUUGUGUUUUAUUUAGAUCAAGAUGUAAGGUAAAGAUGAAAAAUUUCUGCUGUACCUGUAACAAUGAAUGAAUUGUGUAGUUGAAGAGUGAAGGCCUAUUCACACCAACACGAAUGCGGUCUGAUUUUUGCAUUCAACUUGUCUGUUCGGACCAAUGUGUAAAAAAGUUACAUGAAUAAAAUGUGUAAAAUUCA
Ctenopharyngodon idella (grass carp) is the source of this 3711-nucleotide messenger RNA. It is a transcript of the gene ppm1ba, whose product is annotated as protein phosphatase, Mg2+/Mn2+ dependent, 1Ba. Gene Ontology annotation, cellular component: cytosol; nucleus. Gene Ontology annotation, biological process: positive regulation of canonical NF-kappaB signal transduction; negative regulation of canonical NF-kappaB signal transduction; positive regulation of canonical Wnt signaling pathway. Bases 431 to 1591 code for a protein of 386 amino acids. The record is from RefSeq and is a predicted model, not a curated record. Gene Ontology annotation, molecular function: protein serine/threonine phosphatase activity; magnesium ion binding; manganese ion binding. The transcript has 7 exons. Lineage: Eukaryota; Metazoa; Chordata; Actinopteri; Cypriniformes; Xenocyprididae.